This is a messenger RNA of Exaiptasia diaphana, 1890 nucleotides long. Its product is annotated as THUMP domain-containing protein 3. Lineage: Eukaryota; Metazoa; Cnidaria; Anthozoa; Actiniaria; Aiptasiidae. Bases 6 to 1247 code for a protein of 413 amino acids. The transcript is spliced from 3 exons. Gene Ontology annotation, biological process: tRNA methylation. The record is from RefSeq and is a predicted model, not a curated record. Gene Ontology annotation, molecular function: RNA binding; tRNA (guanine) methyltransferase activity.
ACAAUAUGGCGGACUGUUCCAUGUGCACUUUUUGUGCAACCGUUAUCACAGGCUUUGAGUCUGUUACUGUCUCUGAAUGCAAACAAAAACUGCAAUGCAAUCCCAUCAGGAAAAGAGGAAAAGUWUUUUUUGAUAUUCCCGUUGAGAAAAUCCACAAAACCAAAGCCUUGCGCUCAGUAGAAAAUUUGUUUCUAGUUGUGAAAGAACUCGAGGAUUUUAAAAUUUCAGAAACCAGCGAAGACAAGGACGACACACUUAAACGGUUUUAUCAGCUUUCUAGUGAACUAGACUGGGAAAAGUCUCUAUCAAUAUGGCAGGAAUUCACGGGAUACGAGGGAAGUCUUUUGAAUCAGGAAUCAACCCAACAUGUUGGUGAUGAUGAUGAUGAUGAUGAUAGGGCGAAUCAGCAAUCAUCCAACAAUCCCAAAAAGCCAAAGAUUGAUACUACAAAAAUCAGCACCACUCCAAGUUUUCGUGUGACGGCAUCACGAUCAGGGGCCGGCCAUCAGUUCUCAUCAAUGGAGGCAGCRGCCAAGUUUGGAGGUGGUAUAAAUGAUUUGUUUCACUGGCGUGUGGAUCUUUCCAAUUCAGACAUAGAAGUAUUGAUGUAUAUUGUGGAUAAUGAUGUUGUUGUUGGUCUGGCACUUACAAGGAAAUCCCUUGGAAAGCGYAACAUCCAGCAUUUUGGACCUACAACAUUGAAGUCUUCUUUAGCUUACAAUCUUUUGCAUCUGGCUGACAUUGGUCCUGGAGAUGUUGUGUGUGACCCUAUGUGUGGUGGAGGRUCCAUUCCAAUAGAGGGAGUGCUWGGAUGGCCAUUAUCUGCUCAUCUGUGUGGGGACUUCCAUGAUAUGGCUCCACCGCGAACUUCAGCAAAUCUCACAUCAGUUUGUAAAGAGGAAAAUAGGUCUUUACCCCUUGAUGUCUUCCAAUGGGAUGUUAYCAAUCUACCACUACGAACAAACAGCAUCAACGCCAUYAUCACAGACAUGCCAUUCGGAAAGAAGAGCGGCUCUCAACAACGUAACUGGACUCUUUAUCCAAAGGCUUUGAGAGAAAUGGCAAGAGUCUGUCAACCUAAAACAGGACRCACUGUCAUUCUCACUCAUGACAAGAAAGUCAUGAAAAAGACUUUGCAGCAGUGUUCUGAGUGGUGGAAAACAAAAAUGACUUUGUGGAUUAACAUGGGAGGGCUGCAUGCUGGAGUAUAUGUGUUGACUAGGACAGAGAAGUGUUUUGACGAGUAACUCUAUAUAGUCUAUCAAAAUGUGUGUAAAUUAUGCUGUCAAAUUAUUCUUGAGGAAGGUACUUGCAUCUGAAGGUCUUACAUGUAAGUUCGAAAAAAAUGAAGAAAUAAAUUAAAAAUAAAUAUAAUGCAGUUAAAGGCAAUACAAUAAAAGUGAUCAAGUCAAUUCAUUUUGCUGCCAUUUCCAAACACAAAGAAAGAAAAACACAAGUUUGCUUUGUGGUAACAAAAAAAUUGCCUUUUAAAAAACAGUCUAACAAACAUAUACAUGUACUUUAUGUUCACAGGUUUGAAUAAUCCUCAGCAGGUUUUAUUUUACUGGCUAUAUUUUGGUCAUACCAAUGAGUACUACUAACAAUUGUCUUGUUGACUUAGCUUGUUCACGAUAUCUAGUAAUGCAUGGCUACCAAUUCAGAACUUACUGAUAGCUUUUCACAGGAGUAUUUUUAUUAAGUUAAUGUCUGUUGUUUAUUUUCUUUUUGAAAAAUGAAAACACUCUAUUGUUUAWUAAAUAUCAAUUACUAACUUUAAUGAAUAAGUUAUUGCAUAUCUGAUAUUUACUUUCUUUGAUAAGAAUUUUAUAGUCAAUACAGGAGAUUAAAUACCUGGCUCUAUGAACUCUAAAUGAUAUAGUGAAGUUAAAA